AUGAGUCACCUCAACCCAGGACUUAUUUCAGCAUACAACAGUCUCACAGACAGACAUCUGGCAGGGUACUUCAGCAACAGUCGGAUCAGGAGACACCUGCAGAGAGCAGGACUGAUCACACGGAGUGGGCGCAUUGUUCCAGACAAGGAGUACAGACACAAGCUGAUCCAGAGAGCGCACCACAGACACAUCCGAGAAUGCCUGGCCCAGGCCAUCUUCCACAAGGUGCUGGAGAUGGAGCGUGUCCAUCAAAUAGAGAUCAAAAGGAAACUGGAGGAGUUUGCAAGGAGGGAAAGGGUGCAUACGAUCAAAGUGGAUCGCUCUAAAAGAUAUGAAGAAGAGAUCAUCCAUAUCCUGUCUCCACGCCCACCCACGGGUGCCCGAGGCAUCCGGAAACAGCACUCUGGUCCAGAGGGGGAGCACUCUGAGUCCUCUGAAUCUCCGGGCUCGUCUCGACCCAACACGGCUCCGGGGAAGAUGCAGCGGCCGGUGCGUCUGAAGCCGAUCGGCAGCAACAGCACCACAGCCUCGCUCAGACGCAGCUCCCCUUACCGACUGCUGGAGUCGUCCAAUGAGAACGAGCAGACGCUCAACAGCACUGUGAGGCCGCGACACAUGAGACCCGAGUCCCGGAGACAUCGGACCACAGCCGAGCCCCCCCGUGGCAUCUCACCCUACUGCCUCCCCGUCAUCAACAACUUCGUCACCCCGGUGCCUCCCUCCACGAAGAGGAGAGAGAGGGGGGUGAAGGUCACUCCCAGCGGCACGCUCCGAGGCCGCAGACUGCGUCCCACCACCGCCUCCAGCGGAGUGGACGCCUACGAGGACCCCCCCAUGCUGAGGAGCUCUGUGCUCCAGAGCAGAGUGCGUGUGAACAUGAUGUACUUUGGCAAAACGGUGCAUCUCUCUCAUGACCUGACCGACAUGAGGGAUGAGGUCAAAGUGUUUCAGCAGCACUGUGGAGGAGAGAACCUGUGUGUUUACAAGGGCAAGCUACGAGAGGGAGAGACUUUCCAGUUCAUUUCCAGGCGGCACCGAGGUUUCCCCUUCAGCUUGACCUUCUUCCUGAACGGGCUGCAGGUGGAGCGACUCAGCUCCUGCUGCGAGUUCAAACACAGGAAGGGCUCACGACUGGGCGGCAGGCACGGACACUUUGGCUUCUGCGGAGUGGAGGGGGCUUCUCCGUGCUACAAGUGCAUCAUAGCAAUGGGACUGGACAAGAAGCCCACUCCUCCACCAAAGAGAGUCAAAGAUGAUGGAGUAAGACAGGAGUCAGUGUCCAGCCUGAAGGAGCCCCCUGUGAAGGAGACAGAGAGGACUGUAGACAACGAGUCAGAGUGUGAAACCAGCCGACCUCAGGACAUGGAGACUGAAGUCAAAGAGGAAACAGCGGCGGAGGAGGACAAAGUCAGAGAUGAUUAUGAGGAAGACUUUGAAGCAGAUGACGAAGGCCCUGUAGAAGAUGCUGAAGUAAAAGUGAAGAAAUCCCCAUCUCCUUCUCAAGAAACUGAAAGUCGGGCUUUAGAGGGAGACACCUCUGAGACUGAGGACGACGAGAAGGAAGAUGACAUAAAGUCAGCUUCAGGCUCCAGCUCCUCAGACAGUGAGCAGGAAGAGAGCGAUGCUGAAGUCACCAAAGAGGACGAGAAAGCAGAACACAUUCAAGAAGUCCACCCGGAGGAAAGUGCUGUUCCACUAGAAGCUGCCACUGAGGCCAUACCGGCUGCGCCUGAAGACUCGGACAACCAGGACACUGCGGGGGACAGUACCGAGAUAGAAGUGUGUGAAACAAGUGUCCCCUCGGCCAAUGAGAAUCAACAAAGUGAAGAAAUCUCAGCAGAAAAAGACGUGGAGAAAAUGGUAGAUGAGAGCAAAGCGGAGCAGGAGCAGGAGAGGGCUAAAUCUGUGCAGGAGAAGUUGGCAGCAGCCAUCCUGAAGGAGUCCCAGUGCAGCUCCGAGCCCGAGCUGAGCGACACCAGCACCGAGGAGGAGGAGGAGUCCUCAGAGAAAGGCCCUGAACCGGACAGCAAGGAUGCAGUUGCAGUGAAAUCUACCACCUUGACAGAAGAGCUACAGGCCGUUGUGGAGGAGACAACAUGUGAGGAAGAGGUUGCUAGUGAAGCUGAAGAAGUACAAGAGACGUCUGACCCAAAAGAACAAGAGGAAGAAUCUGAACAGGAACCCCAGGAGAACAAAGAUGUUCCUAAAGAUGUGAAAAUCGAAGAGGAAAAUGAAAAGGACAAAAACACAGAGAAUGAUAAAUCAGAGGAGGCAGAAGAUGCAGCUCCAGCUCUGCAUCCUGUAUCUGACGAGGAAUUGGCUGAGGAAGACAAGACUUCAGGACAUCAAGAAUCAGCUAAAUCAGCCAAUGAGGAGGCUCUAGAGAAAGACAAAGAAACCGAGGAGGAAAAUGAAGUGGAGGUGGACACGCAGCUCGACGAGACAGGACACGGGGCAAAAAGCAGCGAGGAGGAUGAGUCAUCGGUAUCAGAGCCGAAUCAAAUCCCUGAUGAGACAGCAGCGCCUGAUGAUGCAGAGGCGAUGACAGCCAGCGAGACAAAGGAGAUGAAAGCAGAGCCCUCAGAGGAGCGAGAGGCCCUCAGCUGUGAAGAGGCACCUGUAACCCACACAGAGACGAGGCAGCAAGGAGGCAGCGAGGACGCAGAGACUGAAGGCACAGCGGAGAACUCAAGCAGCUCCAUGGAGGGCAGCGGAGACACCACAGUGGAAAAAAGUGCAUAUUUAAGUGAGGAGAAUUCUAAAGAUGAAAGUAGUAAAGAUGAUAUUAAAGAAGCAGUAGAGGAGAGUAAAGACGGGGUUGAAGAAGAGGAGGAUGAUGAGAGUAAGACGGAAGAAAGGAUAGAAAAGGAGGGAAUUAUUUCAGAGCGGACUGAAGUUGACUUUAAGGAUGAAGGAAAUGCAAAUGAAGAACAGGCAGAGAAAUGCCAAAGUGAGGAAGAUGAAGUUGCAAAUGAAGAGAAGGCAGAAGAUGAAUCAGAGGAAAAGGGAGAUGAAACUAUUGAGAGUGAAAAGGUGAACACGGCAGAUGGUGGGGGAAAGGAUGAGGAAGAAUCAGAGGAAAAGGGAGAUGAAACUGAUACAGCUAUUGAGAGUGAAAAGGUGAACACAGCAGCUGGUGGGGGAAAGGAUGAUGAAGAGAAAUAUCAUAUCGAUGACAAAUCUGAGAAGGAUAAAGAUGUGGAAGGAUCUGAAGAGAAACAGGAGGACGCUGUUCCAGAGACUCCAGACAGAGAAGAAAAGAUGUCUGAGAUCAUGGAGGAAUCUGAGAAAAGUGCAGGUGCCGACUUGGAUAAAGAUAAUGCAAAAAUAUCAGAUGAUAAUAUUGUCGAGUCAGAGGAUGUCGAGGAUAGUGAAGCAGAAAAUGUAGCACAGGGGACUGAAACGACUGAAGAGACUUCAAACAACGUAAUGGAGUCUGAGGAGGUUGAAAAAGAAACUGAAGAAGUAAAUGACAGCAUGGAGAAGGGAGAAGUUGACGUUGAAAAUGGAGAGAUGUCAACUGAGAAUAAAACUCAGGAGGGAGAAGGAGAGGUUCAAACUGACGGCAAAAAUGACGUGAAAAGAGACGAGAAUACUGAGACAAAGGCAGAGGAGCUCACAGAGGGGGAGAGCACAGAGGAGCCCACAGAGGGGGAGACACAGGGGGGGGAGGAAGUAACUGUGAAGUCUGAAGAUGACGCUGAAAAACGUGAAGUCGACAAAGCUCCUGAUGUGGCACAAACUGAGGCUAAGGCAGCAGAUGACAGUGUCGAAAAGCAAGAGGAAUCCACUCAAAACGACGACCCGGACACAUCUGGCAUGGAAGCAAAGGAUGAAUCGAAAUCAGACGAGAGAAACGACGACGAGGGAUCAAAACAAGAUGAAAAUGGAAAUGUAUCUGAGCCCGACAGUGAAAACAGAGAUUCCGAGUUGAUGAAAAAGAGCGAUAAUGUGUCGAGUCAUGUCAGUGAGGUGAUGGUUGCUUCGUCAGGUGACCAGGCACAAUCUCCAACACACACAGCUGUGGAUUUCGAUACAGCUCAGAAGUCAGAGGUACCCACUGCACAGCCUGACUCUAACACUGAAAAACACACGGGAGAAAAUCCUGCUGAUCACUCUGCAACUGACGGAGAAAACGGAGCAGACACGGAGGAGGCGAGCAAGGCCUCGGAGGAAGGAGCCAGCGUGCUGCUCCAACCUCAAACACAGUCCCCGACACAAAACAAUGACAACACAGAGGAGAGCGUAGCAGAAGUUAAAGAAAGUCCAGAAGUACUAACAAGAGAGAACAACGCAGAGAUGGUCACCAACUGGGUAACCAAGCAUCAAACAUCCAAGUGCUUUGAGACGUUUGUUGAACCGUUAGAAGACUUAAAGGAAUCGCCAGACGCUCAACUUAACGCUAACGAAGAGGAAACACAAUCUACAGAACAGACCAGAGCAGAGAGUCCACUUGUGAUGGCAGAGAUAUCUCAACGUGUAAAUGAGGAAAGGGAUACAAGCAAAGAGGAACCUCAAUCUGAAGCUGGAGAACAGAGUGAGGAAGACUCUGAGCAAGUGGAGGAGACUGAAGUAAAGGACUUUUUAGUAAAGCCAGAGAGUGAUAAAGAGUCUGUGAAAGAGCAAGAUAUGAGGUCAGAGGACCAACAAGGAAGUAGGCGAUCUCUUGAUAAAGUGCAAGAAGGUUUAAUGCAGGAUGACACUGAGCAAACUGAUGUUUCCAAAACUGAAGUGGAAAGCCUAUCAGGGACUCAGCAUUCAGUAACGAGCGGCAGACCUGAGGGGGAGGAGAAAAGUAGUCCAGAGUUGAAUGAAGAGGAGAAAGGUCUUCUACCUUUAUCCAAGACAGAAGAGCAGGGCGAAUGUUCAACGAUGCCUGAAGGGCUUUCCAAGUUGAAGGCAAAUGAUACCGAAGAAACUCUGGAAACAAGUGAACAAAGUCGAGAAGUUCAAGAAAUAACCGAUUUCACAACGUCCAAGUCCGACGAUGGAAGUCAAGAGGAGACCCAACGGAAAGACAUUGACCCCCAACCGUCAGACGGGAGCAUCAACGGAGACCGAAGAGACGUGCAGAUGAUCGAGGACAUCAAACACACGCUGAGUAAAGACCGACUCAGCACGUUCUCGGUGGAUGAAACCAUGUUCAGUAGAAGUUCAUAUCCUCUGCUGACCGCUGCGAGGACAGAGAGCGGACAUUAG
Messenger RNA from Trematomus bernacchii (emerald rockcod), 5199 nucleotides. RefSeq names its product glutamate-rich 3 (gene erich3). The record is from RefSeq and is a predicted model, not a curated record. The coding region runs from base 1 to 5199 and encodes 1732 amino acids. NCBI's taxonomy places the organism in Eukaryota, Metazoa, Chordata, Actinopteri, Perciformes, Nototheniidae. The transcript is spliced from 16 exons.